Molecule: messenger RNA, 2137 nt
Organism: Ceratitis capitata (Mediterranean fruit fly)
Lineage: Eukaryota; Metazoa; Arthropoda; Insecta; Diptera; Tephritidae
Product: HEAT repeat-containing protein 3
Exons: 10
Coding region: 176-2137 (653 amino acids)
Biological process (GO): ribosomal large subunit biogenesis; protein import into nucleus
Source: RefSeq, a predicted model, not a curated record
AUGCAAUAAAAUGUGACACAAAACAAAAUGAAAGUCGACAAAAUGAGCAAUAUAAGGAACAAGCGCUAAAAGUCGAAAUAGCAUAAGUGAAAAUCGCUUGUUGUUGUGGUCGUGCACGUGGGGGUAACGUAGUUUUCUAGUGAAUACAUGUCAAAUUGUUAUUGGUUUUUAAAAAAUGGGUAAAACGAGACGAAACCGCGUUCGUCUUGUGGCUAACUCCAAUCCCUUGGCAUUGAAUGGUAUUGCUGAAUUAUUAAAUGCCGAUGAUGAUUUUAUGGACAAUGGUUUGGGUCCAGUGGACACUAUGCGUGAACAGCUAUUAAAUGUGAAUGUUGAAGAAAAAUUAAAUGCUUUGCAGUCCCUUGCAGUUCUGGUGCAAUCCGGCAAAAAAGAUAAGCUUAUAGCUAUUUGCCAAAGUGAUAUUAUACGCAUUGCAGCACCGUUUCUUUUUGAUCGCGACCAGCCGUUACGAAAUGCAGCAGCGGGUGCACUGCGUAACUUCACCGUCUGUAUGCCUGAAGUAUGUGACAUACUUGUUGAACAAGAUGUCCUUACACCACUCUUGGCUCUGCUAAACGAAUACGCACAGGACAGCCAAUGGGUAGCAACGUUUGAUGAAGCAAUGGGCGGUCAACUCGAUAUUCGGUCAGAUACAUUUUUGCAAGCUAUAAAUCUGCUUUGGAACCUAUGUGAAAGUUCAUCUACUGCUUUGGACACAUUUAAUCAGUCACAAUUAAUUGGUGGCUUAAUCCGGUGUCUGGAUCACUCUGUCUAUGGCUUGGAUAUAGCGAUUUCUGUUGCGCAAUGCUUGUUAGUAGUGUCGGAGAGUAAUCAGAGAGCUUGGAAUGUGUUGACACAACAUGUACCUGCGUUGCUGAGUUUGCUUGAUUUAUCUGGCAGUUACGGGCAUUUCUAUCUACGCACAUUAGGGGGAGGAAUUUUGUCAAAUGUGCCAGCGUUAGCAGCAGCUUACACCAAUAAUAUCUUAAAUAGUCUGGCACAAGCUUUAGCUGUGGACCACAAGGAAGCACUGUCGAGUGUAUUAAGUGGUCAUAAAGAAAACGACCAAAAUGAAAGUCUGCCAAUACUAGAUAUUAACAUGGAAACUGAGGAAGAAGAGACAGAAGAAGCGGCUGCUUUAAGAAGAAGGCGUCUAGAAUUGCCUACGGCUGCAGAUAUUGCCGUGAAAGAGGUUAGCAAUUUAUUGGAUGCCCAUCGUGUUGCAGCAGAGAUUAUCACGAAUUUGGUAUCGUGUGACGACGAAGAAUGGGUCGACUCAGACGGAGAAGAGUCAUCAGAAGCCGAAGGUGUUGUAGAUUAUGACAAUGAGAACAGUAAUGGAGAUACACAAAAUGAAGAAAAACUUCCAGCAGAACUAGUGCAAAUUAUAAAGUCCCUAGAGAUUGUACAAAAGCUUUGGCAAAAAGUGCAGGUUUUACCUGAUGAUGUUAUCCAAUCUCUCCGGGAAGUGAGUUUAGCAUUGGUUGCAAAAGUGAAAAACUUGCGUAUUUCGUCACUACUUUGUCUUCAAAAUCUUUGCAACGCCUUAAGUUCAGAAGAUAUGGGUGGUGUCAAGGCCAUUUAUGAUGUUUGGGUGGAGCUUGGGCAACAAGUUUUCAAAGGACCACAAGAUGUGACGGUCAUGGAACCAGCUACGUCUUUAAUGCGGGCGGCAUUGGAGCGCCUGAAAAAAAAUAAAGAGCUCUUUAGUCAAAUGGCCGACAAUGAUUUGGAGCUAAUUUUCAACGGUGUCAAAAAUUGCAGUGUAGGUGAAAUACGUGCAAAUUGGUUGCGCAUGUUAGGCACAUUGGGUUGUCUAUUACCGGAAACUUUAGUGCGCACAAUUAUCACUUUUAUCGUGGAAGCCUGUGUUGAUGAGGAGGAUGUUUGGACGAUCUCCGAAGCACUCGAUGCUUUAAUGGAUAUGUUUGCCGAUAAUGAUUGGCCAAAAUUAAUUGUCGAACUGAAUUUGCCAGAAGUUUUGAAGAAAUUGGAGAAAAUGUUCAAAAAUAAGAUGCGACAGCAACGCCGAGAAUUGAAAGAACGUUAUCCUGCGGUGCAAACGGUUCGCGUGAAUUUAACACGCUUCAUACGUUAUAUGGAAAAAGAAGUUGACAAGUACGCAAUAAGCGCGUAA